AUGUGGGUGAAUGGCAGGUAUGUGUUCUCGAGUCAGUGUGGAGGAAAGAGUACGAAGAUUGGGUGUAGUGCGAAGAAAACGGCUGAGGACUUCGCGCUGGGAUGGGGUGACACAGAGAUUUCUGAUAUAUCCAUUUCGGCUGAUAUUAUCAAGAAAUGCUCGGUGGUGAGCGUCGGGGAAUCGACAAGUAAAUUGCUGGGCGCUGCUUAUGAUCCUGCUACGAGGCAAAGGACUAUCAUGAUAUCCUCAUCGAAGACUCCCAUAGUAUGUUCUGAGGUAGCCGAAGCCCCUAUAGAUAUGGAUUUGCUGGGAGAAUAUCAUAUUAUCACUAAAUGUGGUGAAAGGGACGCAGUUGUUAAGUGCACUGAACCGGGGGCUGCUGUGAAGUUGGCUCGGUUAUGGGGUUCUUAUUCGAAUUCUGAGAUUCAAAUUGACAAGUCACUUCUGGUCAAAUGCACUGUUCCGUCGGGUACGAAGGCUCUGGUUUAUGAAGUGGCUGAGGAUGGGCAGUGGAAGGGGACGACUAGAGCUUGGGUCACUGAACAAAAAGGGCUUACUUGCGCUACCCCAGUGCCUGACUUGAAGUUCAUUGGUGAUGAAAUUUUGGUGAGGACGACGUGUGGAGCGGAGGUUUUGGAGAUGAGCUGUGGAGGGCUGGAGGGCAUAAAGGAAACUAUGAGGAUUGUCACUAGAUGGGGCGAAAACCCGAAUCCUAAGAUAAUAAUCAGUAAAAAGGUGAUGGAGCAGUGCAAGGGACUGCUGACUAACGCUGGUGAUGAGGAUAUAGUGGAGUCGGCUUGGUUACGUGUGAACAGUGACGGGUCGCAUAUUGAGAGAUUCUUAUGGACUGCAGAGGCUAUCCAGUGCGAUUACGGUGUGAAGAGUGCAAUGACACUAUCGGGUGACAGUGUUAAGGUGACGACGCAGUGUGCAGGGAAGGAAGGCGCUGUGGUUGUGAGCUGUGACGGUGGCGACUUUGGAGCUGCACGGGAGUUCGCAAAGAACUGGGGAGGAUGGGACAACCCGGUGGUGGUAUUAGAUCCGGCUCUGUACUCGUCCUGUGCGGUCGAAGUAGAAGAUGAUAGUGCACGAAAGCCAAUCGGGAGUAUUACUUAUAAUAUCGACACUCAUGACAGGAAUGUUGUGUUCCCAGACAGAAGUCAUGAGACUUGUGGGAGUCCAAGUGGGCCGCCGGUCUUGGUGGUAGAUGAUGAUGAUGAUGUUGGUUUAUAUCUUCUCCACGUCCCUUGUGAUAACCGUGUUGGCAUUACCUGUAGUCUGCCUGGUAACGCUGUGGACAUUUCUACCUUCUUCGGCUAUCAAACUAGGGAGAUUACGGUACGAGAAGUGAAGAAGUGUAAGGCUAAGUCGAGUGGUAUGUCCCCUUUGGGAGCCUCUGUUGACAUCGACGCUGAUGGUAAAACGUGGCCUUCGUCGUGGGAGCCUAUGAUAGCCUCGGGAGAGGACUCGGAUGGAGAGCCUAUACCACUUAACAGCACUAGAAGGAGACCCAGUGGAUCGCCUGAGCGAGUGUUAAAACGGGAGGUGGUCGACAGCGAUGAGGAUCCUGUGUAUAGAGAAUGGCAUUUCUGGAUUGAACUCGAGUUCAAACCAACGCGAACUGAAUGCCAAGAUACGGAGUGUAUCGUCUACGAUCAUCUAGACUGUGGGGAUGUGGCGACGACGUUGUUCCUGUCGAAGUGGUGGCUUGGGAAUACUGAUGCUAGGGUGAGGAUAGACGACCCGAUCAUGGAGCACUGUGGAGGGCCUGUGGGAGCAUCUAGGCUCGUGGACCAGCGAGAACUACCGUAUGACGCCAAGGAUCCUCUAGAGUGUAACGCGGUGACACUGCCUAUCAUGAUGGAUGCUAGCAAUGGGUAUGUGGUGACAGCGGACUGUGGUCCUAGGAGGGAUAGUGUCACCAUGGUUACCUGUGAUGGGCUUGAAUGGGCACAGCUCUUUGCUCACGGAUGGGGGGAUAUGGAGAAAGCAGGAGUGGCGCUGCCGACUGAGGUGAUAGAGAGCUGUAAGCAGGGCUUGAUAGGCGAUCGAGAGGUUGAGCUCACUGGAGCUUACUAUGAUGAUGAAACACGAUAUUUGAUAUUCGCUUCGAUGGAGUCUCCGAUAGAGUGUGGUGCUGUGGUGGACGCUCCUGAGGAUAUGGAUCUGGUUGAUGAGUACCACGUGAAGGUUGACUGUGGAGGAAAGGACGGAGUUAUUUUGAGAUGUGAUGAUGCUGGCAGUGCGGUGACUAUGGCUUUCCAGUGGGGGAAGUACCCGAAACAAGAGGUUCGGGUGAGCAGUGAGUUACUACUGCAGUGUGACGAUCUACCCAAUGGACAAGUACUGGACGAUUUGACCUACGAUGUUGGCAUGGACGGCAAGUGGCAGGGAACACCGAGACGUUGGGGCGAUGCUGUGUGUAGUACACCAGUACCGGACUUGGUCUUUAGAGGGGACAGGAUAUACAUUAUAACGGCUUGUGGACACUCUAAGGAGGAGAUCUCGUGUGGUGGACUUGAUAGUGUUGGAACUAUGCUGAGGAUAGCUGCUCGGUGGGGUGAACACCCGGACCCUAGGAUCAUGAUAGAUGGAUCGGUGGUUGGACACUGUAGGGAUGUGGAGAACUUGAAUGGAGGGGCUUUGACUGAGGCCUGGAUAACUGCUGCUAUUGACGGCAAAGUCUCGGGCAGAUUCCUGAAGACUACUACUACAUACGACUGUUAUUAUGGUGUAAAGAGACCACUUGUGGUCAAUGGAGAUUCUAUCAAUAUGAUGACUAAGUGCAGUGGAGUUCAGUCGGAAGUGUUGGUCCAGUGCGAUGAUACCAGCGCUGUGGAAUUCGCCGAGAACUGGGGAGGUUUCGAUGGGAGUGCAGCGAUCGGUCUCGAUGGGUCGAAGUACGAUUCCUGCAAAGUGAAGCCAGUGGGUAGGGAGGAAUAUGAGAGUAUCAGCGUAGUGCUCAUGGACUUGGCCACCAAAGCGAAGAUGAUGCAAUUUGGAAGUGAGGACACUCCGGUGGUUUGCAAGUCGACUAGCACGACGCCUCCGGUUGUGAUUGUGAAGAAGGGCACGACAACUGCUAUAUAUCGAUUCAGCUUGGAGUGCGCUGCUGGUGAAGUGACAGUCUCAUGUACAGAGGCUGGUGACGCGGUGAACCUGAAUACCUUCAUGGGCUUCCCUACUCGAGAGGUUGCAGUACCAGAAACGACUCAGUGCAAAAGCAAGCAUGGUGUGAAUCCUCUGAGUGCUACCAUAGAAAUCGCUGCUGACGGGUCGGAGGGGUUGAGGUACCUCACGUGGCCUAAGGAGUACAUAGUGGAACAUGAACCAAAGCCUGAGGUUCCCCCUCUACCUGUUACCCCAGCAUCGAGUCCUUCUCGGGGGCCUGGUUUCGAGAGCUCUGCUCGAGCCAACUAUGGGGGAUUCCGCUAUUCUGAAGGAGCACCCACUCGUGUUGGGAAGCAACACCCACAUGCAAACACACAACGUAGAGGCGGCCACCAUGGGAAACCAUCUAACAACAGGGUGUUCCCACGGAGAGCGGAAAACCAUGGUAGGGGAACCAUACCACGCCUUCCUCACUUCGGCCAACUACCUAGCUUCAUCGAAAUCGGGCCGGGCUCGAACUCGGAGUCUCGUAAAGCCGUUCGCCCUAUGACUGGUGAUCCCAUUUAUCGAGAUUGGUAUUUCGGGAUUGACAUUGACUAUGUCGUGAGUGGAUGCUCUUCUGGAGAGAACUGUGCUGUUGUUGAACAUCUCGACUGUGGGAGUGUCGAGAACACUUUGUAUGUUGCCACUUGGUGGGGUGGUAGGAAGAAUUCUAGGAUCCGCAUAGACGAUUCCAUCAUGGAGCAUUGUGGAGGUCCAUUGGGUGCAUCGAGGGUGGUCGGCCAACGGGAGCUACCGCUCGAUCCAGCAAGGCCUCUUUCGUGUGCGCCGGUCACAACACCUAUCAUCAACCGUGGUGCGAAGGGCCACGUAGUGGUUGCUUAUUGUGGACCACAGUUCAAGGAGAGGCACGAGGUUCGCUGUGACGCCCCUAUUUGGGCUCAGCACUUUGCUUACGGCUGGGGUGACUCUGAUAAUAGCGGAUUGGACAUAUCAGCUGAUCUCGUUAAGGCAUGUCGAAAGGUCACAGUAGAGCAUAUAGAUAACCUUCACACGCUGCUGUCGGCGUCGCUGAAGGGUGCCACGAUAAGGCCUGGUAGCAGCAAUGACGGGGACAACUUCAGGACUAAAAGGGAACUCAAGUUAACGUUCCACGUGUCACCAUAUCGAUAUGAGCCAUCUAUAUUCCAUUAUCAAUGUGAACGUGUGACUACUGCGGUGGAGAUCCCUGAACAGCCCGGUGCCCCACGAGUGGCCUCCGUCAGAGCCCUCUGUGAUUUCGAUGACUCCCAUAAGGCCUUUGUGAAGUUGGAAUGCCCUGAGUCGGCAGCUAUCACAUUUGCUAUCAAAUGGGGAGGAUUUUCCCAGCGUGCGGUUGGUCUUGGUCCUGAGAUCAUGUCUCAUUCGACCAAAGUGGUCCGUGGGUCUGAGGAUUUGGGACCGGCCAUAGCUGCUACUAUGGGGGAGGAUAGAGGCAAAUACUACUUACAGACUAAGAACGCUCCUGGCGUGUUCGUCUGCGAUAAGGCGGAAGCCAAGAUUGUACAGACUGAGGACCUGCAGUUCACUAUAACCGUAUCGUGUCCGUCGCAUAUCGUGGACUCGAGAGCCCAGGCGAACGCUGAGGCUAGGCUGACAGUUUACUUUGAUGACCCCUACGCUGCUAUCGGCUUCCUAGUUAGAUGGGGAAGAGUUACCGAUGCCAAGGUUGAGUCAUACUACGCCACUAAGUUCACUUCACCCGCUCCACAGGUGACCGUCAAGAAUUCCCUCCCAGAAAUACACGUUGAUAACCACAUUUGCAGUUGUCCAGCCAAAGCCCCUAUAGUGUAUUCCCCUCGAGGGGAGGCUCGAGUGACCUUCUCGAGCAAGCCACUGAUCACAGUCACUUACAAGGACCGUAUGGUUGCUAUGGCGGCUGCUAUGAUGGCCGGCCAUAGGCUGUCGGAAAUUGUAUUGGACACUAACAUCACUCACCAUGUCACACACAUUAGUGUUGAUGAUAAUGUCUAUAUGGGGAAGGAGGAAGAGCAUCCUCUCAAGCGUGUGGCGUUGCUCAUUUCUGGCGAAAACAACAAAGUCGAUGAUCACAUUAUUGAGAUGCUGCGCCCUGACCUGGUAAGUGGUCCUCUGGAAGACUUCGGCCUGAGACGGUAUCAUUCUGUGGCCUACAACUGUGGUCGGCAGUCCGGGGUAGCUGUCGAUGGGCUGACAUACACAGUUAAAUGUGAAGAGGGUGAACUCCCACAAGGUUCCCGUCACCAUUACUCUGCUCAUUUGACCAAUACUUCUCGCAAGGCGGUGGACAUUACUUUGAAGUUCGACGACGCUCAAGCUGUGACGGCUUUCGUAUCGUUCUGGACGGACGAUCAGAGGGAUGCAGGCCCGAAUGGGGAGGUGGAUGCCGGUGUAGUGGCAGCGCCACCGAUAAAUGGGCGACGGGACACUGCUAUCAUUAAUGCUGUUGAGAGACCCGAUGAGUCGAGGCUCAGCACAGGUCUUCGUGAAGUAGGUUCUCCUGAGUCAACUCCCGUUAAGAUGAAUACUACUCACCCGGCUAUUGUCGCUGAUGAGAGUGAGACCGAAUCGCCAACACUCGUUGAAGAUAAGAAAGUUCGUCGUCAUGUUGUGCGGCAUAAUAUAAAUAAUGCCAACAAGUAUAGAAUGCGUGCAUCUGUGUCUGAGUGA
Messenger RNA from Perkinsus marinus ATCC 50983, 5799 nucleotides. RefSeq lists its product as hypothetical. NCBI's taxonomy places the organism in Eukaryota, Perkinsozoa, Perkinsida, Perkinsidae. The transcript is spliced from 38 exons. Bases 1 to 5799 code for a protein of 1932 amino acids. The record is from RefSeq and is a predicted model, not a curated record.